AUUUUACUAUAAAAAUUCAACAAAAAGUAUGUUGCGUUUAAUUCUUGAAGUUUAUUUUGAAGUGAUUGGAACAAAAUAAGGAACAAAAAUAAUGAAAUCUUUAAUAAUUUUUGCAGUGUUUGUGGCAUCGAUUUUAUCGAACCCAAUCGCAGUAAAUGACAGAAAUCAUGAAGCCAAUUUGAGAAGAAUUUUAGAAAACCAAAGAUACAACUUCCCAUGUGGAUGGCCAAAUGCUGGUCAAAACGGAGUUCCACCAAUCGAUCCUUUGUUUAUUGAACAAGUUGUUAUUGUUCAAGACUCAAUUGCUUCAUCCCUUACUUCAACUAUUUCAAAUAUUUUCGUCCGAAACCUCCGUACUUUUGUGAUUGAGGCAUUAGAAAUAAAUUCAGCUGCUAGAACUCUUCGCUACAGAAUUAACAUUCCUCUUUUGACUCUUGAUGCAAGACAUGAAACUCGUGGAAGAAUGAUUGGAAUUCCAGUUGUCAGUGGAAGUGGACCAAUGACGUCACGAGCAACAAAUGCUUUCAUUGAGGGUGUCAUAUCCUGGAUUGAACAGCCAGAUUCUGGCUUCAUUCAUUUUGAUGACCAAAUUGCAAACUUUAAUUCACAAAAUGUUGUUGUACAAAUGGAUGGAUUCGGACUCUUAACAGGAACCAUUAAUCGACAAAUCAAUGACAUGAUCCCAGAAGUCAUCAACGAUCCUGCAAUGCAAGCACAAUUCAAUCAAAUUCUCAAUGACAUCAUGUUGCCAAUGUUAAAUGAAUUUACAUAUCAAAUGACACCUGCACAAGCUGGCGAGUUUCUUGCACAUUAUGCUGAGAAUUUGCCACCAGCAAAUUGCUAAACAUCAUCAGUAUGAAAACUUAAAAUUGGCAAAAAUGUACAAAUAUUUUUUAAGGCAAAUAAAAUCUUUUGUUAUUUAAAGCA
Molecule: messenger RNA, 927 nt
Organism: Chironomus riparius
Lineage: Eukaryota; Metazoa; Arthropoda; Insecta; Diptera; Chironomidae
Source: the annotation of a GenBank genome assembly